AUGGCAAUGCCUCCUCACCCUUGUCGCGCCAGUGGCUGCUUGGCACUGGCCGUUGCCAUCUGCAUCCUGUUGCCAGGCUGCUUCUCUAGCAAAAUUGCCCUGGAGAUCUUCGAGAGGGCGUGCCACUGCUUCGACGACCACAAUGUGUACAACGAGUGCGCGGAGGAGCUUCGGCUGGGCGUGGAGGGGGCGUUCCACGUGGGGCGGGAGAGCGUGGACGAGUACUGCGGCGGGGCCUGCCUCGCCGAGACGGAGAUGGCGCUGCGCUGCGUGGAGGAGGUCGCCCACGACGGCUUCAGGUUCUCCAACGGCGCCUCGCUGCUCGCCGUCAAGCAGGCGCUCGGCAGCGGCUGCAGCUACACGCCCGACAGAGGAACCUUCGACAUACGCGAGCGCAGGGAGUGCGGCGACGGGUACGGGUACGGCUACCACGGCUACGGCGAGCAGCAGCAGCAGCUCGGCGACGGCGAGGAGGGCGGCGACCGGCGGUACGAGUACCCGGGCGGCGCGUUCGGCAACUACUGCUCCGGCACCACCGGCGGCGGCCCGGUGCAGACGCUCCUCCUCGCCUUCUUCCUUGUCUCCGCGUCGGCACUGCUUCUUGCCGUAUGA
Messenger RNA from Triticum turgidum subsp. durum (durum wheat), 612 nucleotides. The record is from the annotation of a GenBank genome assembly. Lineage: Eukaryota; Viridiplantae; Streptophyta; Magnoliopsida; Poales; Poaceae.